Molecule: messenger RNA, 1163 nt
Organism: Klebsormidium nitens
Lineage: Eukaryota; Viridiplantae; Streptophyta; Klebsormidiophyceae; Klebsormidiales; Klebsormidiaceae
Source: the annotation of a GenBank genome assembly
CGGACUCGGAGAUAUCGUGCUGGGUUGAGGAACGUGCUCUGGCUGCAGUGGCGCCUCAUGACAGUAAAGCAGUUCUGCAUGACGGAGAAUGGUUCAAGCACACAUUUCUGGGUGAACAGCAGUGCAUGAGAAGAUCUUCAGGGAUGCCUGCGGCGCCUGCAAGCCACAAGAAGCAGCGGUCAGUUGAAAGAACCCAGCCGCAAUGAAAGAUAGAUUGUCAAGAAAGUUUUUGCAAGGUCAGCCUGGGGACAGUGCACCGCGCUCCAAAUUCCACAUGUAGGCUACCAGGAUCGACCGGCAUGGCUGGUAUCAUAAGUUCCGCAUUGAAUGUAGAUGUACGAGCUGCCCCGUGCAGCCCAAUUCAUAUACAGCGGUGCUCGCCAGCAGCUGCCACCCUUUUUCCUUCUUUCUGCUCUGCUAACACUUGUGCAGCAUAUGGGCCUCUCCAAAGAAAAACUGGACCAGUGAUUGAGCGGUGGCAUGAAAGAAACAAACGUGUCGGAUGGAGGCGACGGUCAUUCGAAAGGAAAAGUAGAGGUGGCGCCACCCUCACGACGGCUGCACUGGAUGAUACACGGCUGAUUGACUUCCUGCGGACCAUUCCUGACCGAUCGAAUGAGUACUUCAAACCGUUGUGGCGAAGGGGCAUCUGGGGCGGCGUUUCGUUGUUUGGGGGUUUCUACAUUGCAAACACCAUCUCACUGUCCCUGGGGGCCAACAGUGUGAAUGAUGUCAUCGCUGCUGCAGUUUGCACAUGGUUUACUGAGUACGUAACGAAGUAUUACUACAGCAGGGAACGAGCGACGUUCCUUGACGCUUUGUUGAACGCAUUCAAGAUUGGUCUCCAGUAUGGACUGUUUUGUGAUGCCUUCAAGCUGGCAAGCUAGCGGUUGAUUGACCAGAUUCUUGUUAUGACCCCUCCAAGUGAGAUCGCAAGAUUUCUGCCGGCGGGUUGUAGAUCAAAGGUAGACCAUAAGUAGACCGCGGGGAGCUCGUAAACGCGGACAGGGAUGUAACAAAUUUCAUAUAUAUGUUCAAACUGGUCCGCGCAAGACUAAGAUCUUAUGCUUCGAAUUCCAAGCCUGGACACGGUGGUGACGUUUGAUUGACACAAAUCGCGAGUUUAUCGUGCGGCCGUGGCUAGCCAGUGUAGUGGCACUCAC